AUGGACUGGGUGACGGGCAAGAUCGACACAGAAGCCUUCAUGCUCUGGCUUUACAGACCCACCAGCGCAGGCAAGUCGGCCAUCGCCCGUACAGUGGCCCAGCUAUGCGAGACGCAAAACCUUCUCCUCGCCAGCUUCUUGUUCUUCCACACGGAUUCGCGCUGCAACACCAUGAAGCCUCUUGUAGCCAACCUCGCGUAUCGAAUCACCUGUGUUAUUCCAGCUGCAUGGGCGCUCAUCGAAGCAGCCGUCGAAGCAGAUCCGCUUCUCUUCUCCUAUUCCCUUGAAGACCAGUUCGUCAGACUCGUAUUCGAGCCUCUCCAACUACUAUCAGAACAAGGCAGCUUCUCUCAAUUUGCCUUACCUCCAUUAAUCAUCAUUGAUGGCCUUGACGAAUGCACGGAUGAAGGCGCGCAGGCCACCCUCAUUUGA
This is a messenger RNA of Cyclocybe aegerita, 432 nucleotides long. The record is from the annotation of a GenBank genome assembly. Lineage: Eukaryota; Fungi; Basidiomycota; Agaricomycetes; Agaricales; Hemipholiotaceae.